CCAGUACAGUACCUAAUCCCGUAUAUUUCUGAGAGUACGGAACCAUAACAAUUAACUUUAAGUUAAUAUUUGAUAGUAUAGUUCAUCAUUCAUCGUUCAUUGCUGUGAAACUUUAACUGUCAUUCUCACUUAUUUCGAAUUUCAACAUUUUCAAUUCAUGCAAUCAUUUGUCAAAGAAGUUAGGAACAAGUCUGUCGUGUUUACUUUUACCACUCUCUGCAUAAAGUAGUUAAAAGUUUUCAAGUUUAUUUUACAAAAGAAAUACGUCAAAAGCAACUAUCUGAAAGAAUAUCAUAAGGAACCAUUCUAAAAAAUAAUCUUUUAAGAAUGGCACAGGCUAAAGCAGACAUUGCUCUUAUUGGGCUAGCAGUUAUGGGCCAGAAUUUAAUUCUGAACAUGGACAGCAAAGGAUUUGUUGUGUGCGCUUACAACAGAACUGUAGCCAAGGUGGAAGAAUUUCUCAAAAAUGAAGCCAAGGGAACUAAAAUCAUUGGGGCUACUUCACUGGAAGAUAUGGUGGCCAAACUCAAGAAACCAAGAAAAGUUAUGUUACUUGUGAAGGCUGGAUCGGCUGUAGACGAGUUUGUUCGGAAGCUAGUGCCCCUUCUUGACAAAGGCGACAUUAUAAUUGAUGGUGGAAACUCACAGUACAUAGACACACAGCGUUGGUGCAAAGAACUCGCCUCAUCUGGUGUCCUUUAUGUGGGAAUGGGUGUGAGUGGUGGUGAAGAUGGAGCUCGUUAUGGACCUUCCCUGAUGCCUGGUGGACACGCUGCUGCUUGGCCUCAUGUUAAACCAAUAUUCCAGGCUAUAUGUGCGAAAGCCAAUAACGAGCCUUGCUGCGAUUGGGUGGGUGAGGAUGGCGCUGGCCAUUUCGUCAAAAUGGUCCACAACGGUAUCGAGUAUGGUGACAUGCAGCUCAUUUGUGAAGCUUACAAUCUGAUGAAAGAUGUCCUAGGUAUGGAGCAAGGUGAAAUGGCUGAAGUAUUUGAAGAAUGGAACAAAGGAGAGUUAGACUCAUUCCUUAUCGAAAUAUCAAGGGAUAUCUUAAAAUUCAAGGAUUCAGAUGGUAAAUAUUUACUGCCAAAGAUUUGCGACACAGCGGGACAGAAGGGCACAGGAAAGUGGACUGGUAUUGCAGCCCUAGAGUAUGGUGUACCUGUGACCCUUAUUGGUGAGGCAGUGUUCGCUCGCUGUCUUUCAGCCCUUAAAGAUGAGCGAGUUAAGGCAAGCAAAGUAUUGCCUGGAUCCACCACCAAAUUCAGUGGUGAUAAAAAACAGUUCCUGGAACACCUGCGCAAAGCUCUUUAUGCUAGCAAGUUGAUAUCGUACGCGCAAGGCUUCAUGCUACUUCGUGAAGCCGCCAAGUCGAACCAAUGGAACUUGAACUACGGCAGCAUAGCUCUAAUGUGGCGUGGUGGCUGUAUUAUCAGAAGCGCGUUCCUUGGCAACAUCAAGGACGCGUUCACUAAGAACCCUCAGCUGACGAACCUGCUAUUGGACCCAUACUUCUGUGAGCGCAUCAGUGGUUCCCAGCAGUCUCUGCGGCAGGUGGUAGCACAGACAGCACUCGUCGGUGUUCCUGCGCCCGCUUUCUCCGCCGCCCUCGCCUUCUACGACGGCUAUAGAUCUGCUGUACUCCCAGCUAAUAUGCUCCAGGCUCAAAGGGACUAUUUCGGCGCGCACACCUACGAACUUAUUACCAAGCCAGGAGAAUUCGUACAUACAAAUUGGACUGGCCACGGUGGCAACGUGUCUGCUUCAACAUACAAUAACUAAAUUAUUGUUGUAUUGUUACCUAUGUAGGGACCAGAAAUAACAUACAAUAAGUCUAUUUUUGUGUAAUGUGGGUGCAAUUUAUUAAUUUAUGCUAUGUUUUUAUAUGCUACAAUCGCUUAUGUAUAACGUCAAUACGGUGGCUGGGAUAUGCAACGCAUUCGGUCACGUUAUUACUGCAUGGUGCUAGAGCAUCUUAUUAUUACGGAUGUGCCUUUUUGAGGAAAAGGGAUAUAUUUUUGAAUAUUAUUUACAUUUUUCAAAAUCAUUCCUAUUUACGUUAUCUUUGGGUAGUUAAUGAAGUGACGUGAUGAUAAAAUCAUUCCGUAUUUCGUUGUUAUUUUUAAAGGUAUAUAAAUCUUUUAGGUAGUUAAGAAUAAAAAUAAUUCGUCACCAAAUGCAAUACGUAAUAGAGUGCUAUGUAAAGCCUUUAUCUUCUCCAUCGACGUUUUGCCUCAUUGCCUAAAAUCUACGAAAAACCAAUUUUAAUACACCCGUCACAAUACGCGGUCAACGAAGUUAGCUAGUUAACUGCACCAACAGACGGUAAGCGCUGAUGACAGGGCUGAUAGUCAGGAUGUACUGUCAGCCUUGUUUCUAGCCUUUGCCCUCAAUGCGUUGUCUAUAUGGUAAGCCGUCGAUGAUCGUUUCCUUCUGCUCUUCUAAUACUUUCACCCUUUUAUUUUUAUGUGACAACAGUUGUUUUAUUGUUAAGUCCAUCCUGCACUUUGAAUAAAGUUCAAGUUUAUAUUAUAAAUAAUGUAUUUGGUGACAAAUUUAUUUAUCUUUGUAAUAAACAAAUAUUUAUGAAACUCAAGAGACAUUUAAUUAGUGAUCUAAAUAAAAUGUAUUGUUUUGGAUGAUAUUGUGAUGGUUGUAUUGCCUUUUUAAAAUCUAAGUGAACUGCUUUUUGGGGCGCAUACUAUUUUUGACAAUUUUUUUUUUUCAUAAAUAAAUUAUUAACAAAAUAAAA
Molecule: messenger RNA, 2749 nt
Organism: Spodoptera litura
Lineage: Eukaryota; Metazoa; Arthropoda; Insecta; Lepidoptera; Noctuidae
Gene: Pgd
Product: phosphogluconate dehydrogenase
Biological process (GO): pentose-phosphate shunt
Molecular function (GO): NADP binding; phosphogluconate dehydrogenase (decarboxylating) activity
Source: RefSeq, a predicted model, not a curated record